UGAAUAUUUACAAACUUAGUAUGCACCUCUCAGGAUAACCUCAUUGUCCUAAACUCACUCUUAACGGUAGUUGUGCAACGAAGACCGUUCUCAAAAUCAGGGCGCUCCAGAUAGUGACAACUAUUUCAGGUGGAGACUAGCAGAAAGGUUGCCACCAUGUCGCCUGUAUCUGUUUUGUUCCCCGUCUUGCUGUUGAUUGUAGCAACGUUGCAAGAGUGUCGCGGCCAACAAGGAUGCUCGAUCACUUGCGGUGAUCCAACGUGGCGACUAAGACAUGGUCACGUGGUGGUUACUAGCAACACAGCUGGGUCGGUGGCUACCAUAGCCUGCAGAAAUGGCUACGAAUUUCGCGGCACCAGAAACGCUUUGUACUGCCUUACCAGCGGAGAGUGGACACGGCCAAUGGGAGGAUGCCGGAGGUCUCCGUUGACGGUAGCACCAACCGACACGGAGACCACUGCAGGGAUUCGCACCACUGCACGGAUUGCCGCCACUACGGAGGAAGCCGCAGUUACGACAGCUGCCACUACUGCAGAACCAGAGGUCCAGACAACUAGGGCAGCUAGGCCAGCUCCUCCAGAAACUACCUCGCAGCGAAUACGUUUAGUUGGUGGCUUGUCUCCGUACGCGGGAAGAUUGGAGGUUUACCACAGUGGUGAAUGGGGAACAGUAUGUGACGAUGGUUUCGGUUUAGCGGACGCUACAGUGGCAUGUAGACAACUGGGGCACAGUCGAGCACAUAGGUACAACUGGGGCGAAAUGGCAGGGCGAGGUCGAAUCUGGCUGGACAACCUACGCUGCUUUGGGCUCAGCUUCGAGAAGACACUGUUCGAUUGCCGUGGUAACACACCUGGCAUACACGACUGUUCACACUCGGAGGAUGUCACCCUAGAAUGUGUUCCUAGUCCUAGCAGCCUACGAAGUGAGAUUCGUCUGGCACAGCGCUUUCCGGCCGGCCUGGGACACGUUGGCCGUCUCGAAAUUAUGCACAAUGGGCAAUGGGGAACAGUCUGCGACACAAACUUUGCUAGCCUCAAUGCCAACGUCGCCUGCAAACAGCUGGGGUAUGCUAGAGGUUAUACCACGAAUUCAAGGGGUUCAAAUGGCCGUGGACCAAUAUGGCUGGACAACGUGCGAUGCCAAGGUCGCGAGUACAGUUUGAAACUCUGUCCCAGUAGCGGCCUGGGCCAGCACAGCUGUAGUCAUUCGCAGGAUAUCUGGCUGCAAUGCUCUUAUGUCUAGGGCAAGCAAGGCUGCAUCUGCUCAACUCGCGGAGGAUGUCCACUCCACUGGGAUUUAAACGGCAACUAAUACUUUCCAAGCCAGUAGCCUCAUCAGCCUGCUAUUCUUCUUUCGGCAAUGACACAAUGACGCACAUGGCAUGCAUGAAGGGCUUUGCAUUCCUAUACUCCGAUUCUCUUCACUCGUUUGCUCUCGCGAAAUUCCUGUUCCACGUUCUUUCACGUUCUUAGUCUUACAAUGUAUUUCCAGUACAGUUCAAACUCAAUUGUUCAUGCUCUCGCUGUUGUUACUUCAUUUGGAUUGAGCGCACUCUUUCUCCCUGCUUUCAGCGCGUUCUCAUACGUUUAUCAUGACCACUGAACGGAAGUCAUCAAUGCCUAUA
This is a messenger RNA of Sycon ciliatum, 1624 nucleotides long. RefSeq names its product soluble scavenger receptor cysteine-rich domain-containing protein SSC5D-like. Bases 157 to 1242 code for a protein of 361 amino acids. NCBI's taxonomy places the organism in Eukaryota, Metazoa, Porifera, Calcarea, Leucosolenida, Sycettidae. The transcript has 8 exons. Gene Ontology annotation, cellular component: membrane. The record is from RefSeq and is a predicted model, not a curated record.